ACUCCAUCUGCCCAAGCCAUUCUCGCCUGCAGCAGCCCUGGCGGCAUCGCCUGAAUGGAAAGCAGCGACAAAUGCAGUGUCCUAUCCGGCGCGGACCGAGACGCCAAACUUCGGGAGAUUACGCAGGCUCUGGAGCUAAAUCGGCGACUGCAGACCAUCCUGCAGCAGUGCUUGGCUGAUCUGGACAAUUCCGAGAUCAUCGGAGAUCAAUACAGGAGCGUCCUUGCGGAUGAAUCUCCUCCAUCGUCUGGCUUCUGGAAGCGGCAUACCCCAGUCCACCUCAGACCACCCCAUUUCCGCUUGGAUCGACCAGGCCAUGCUGCGGCAACCGAGCCGCAUCCAAAUACCGACACCCUGCUGCUGCUCGCCUCCACCCCCAUGCGCAAAUGCCAUGCCUUGAGCAGCCGCACGGCAUGUACGAACUGCAAAGCUAUCGGGCGCCUCCGAACCGGUCUUAUUGUGCAGGCGCACUCGGUUCUGUCGCAAACGCCUGACGAUUUCUUACAUAUCCCAGGACCGGUCGCAGAUCGUCUGCAACUCGAGAAGGUUGUUCUGGUCCAUCAUCAGCGAACACACCCCGAGAUCCGCUUGCACGAUCUGACCCCAGGACAGAAACAGCGGAUACUCGAGCAAAUCGACAGCGAUGCGCUCGACUGGACUGAGAUCCAGAGGGACCAUUUCCCCCAACGGACAGCCCGAGCUUGCGAGAUCCAGUGGCGGCUCUGCCAGUCACCACGGCAUCAUCAAGGAGCAUGGACUCCUGAGGAAAAGACACACCUCCAGCGCAUUGCCAUCGCGCACCAAGAGCGGAACUGGCUUCAAGUCGCUGAGGAUAUGCAUGCCCAGACAGGAUGCGCCGAUCGCAUCGGAUGGAUAUGGUGGUCUGGAACGGAAGAUUUACAUCUGAAUUCCGUGGCUCGGGCCAUUUCGUCCUCUAGGCCAUUUACGUCGGACGAAGACAGCCGCUUGCGAGAGGCCGUCGCCAGAUUCGGCGAGAGCAACUGGCAGCAAGUGGCUCUGCAUGUGCAGACGCGAACCAAUAUCCAGUGUUGGGACCGCUGGACAAAGAUCAAUCCAAAAUUCCGCAAGGGCCAAUGGCUGCCUGAAGAAAUCCAGCGCUUCAAUGCCGCCGUCCAGCACUUUGGCGCAGGCGUCGACGCCGCUACGCUUGCAGAAAAUCAGCCAGCACUUGGAAGUGUGGGCGCCGAUCACGCAUACGUCAUUCGCACUGAGCAGCCACACAAGCCCUCGACAGGCGUGAAGCGCUCCGCUUCGGUUUGGAAAAGCCAUUGGGUGUUUCAUUUCGUUUUGGAAGCGCAGCAUACCGGCCCGAUUCAGGCGCCCAGCAUCGGCUACUUCGCUCUGCUGAAAGAUGGCCUCAGGCCGUUUUUCUCAGAAAGUGCUCUCGCCCCAGCGCCUUCGGCAUCGGAUCCAGUCCCGGAUGGAUCUGCAUGCUCACCGGCGCCGCUCCAAGCGCGAUCCGAACCCAUCCUCUCGUCUCGCAAGCCCAGCUCAUUCUUCGAGAGCGUCGACCUGGACGUAGCAAGCUCCUACCGCGAGAUAAUUCAAGCCGCCGAAGUUCUGGAGAGCAUUGUCGCGGAGGGCUCCUUAGCUGGCAUCACCAUCACAAAGCGGCACUCGAUGAGCCAAGGGGAGCUCUGGAGGGAGAUGACCGACCACGUCCUUAAACUUGUGUACGGCACGAUGAAAUACCUGCCCUACAUCGAUAUCAUUUUGGUCAAGACACAGUUCUUGGUGUACAACAAUCAGUUCCUCCACCACCUGUCGGUCGUCAAGGUAUUUUUGUACCAACUCAUGAAACACAACUUUGACUACCAAAGAUUCCCCGGCAUCCGCUUCGACGUGACCGAUCCAACUCCUGGAGAUCUCGAGCGGGUGGCAAUGGUGCAGGAGCUCGACGAGUGCCUCAAGAGUCACCGCACUAAGCUCGCAGCCGCAUUCGCACGCAUCCGGAUCGAAAAACAAGCCAUCGGAAGUAGCUCGGUUGAGCAGCUCAUGAAUAUCCUUCCCGAGGAAGUGAGGGCACGAGAGCAGAUUGCAGGGGAAAUGCCAAAGAUGGCCCGUAUCAACACCGUCAAGACAAGCAAGCUCAAAAUAACCGACGAGCUCAAGCGUCUCGGAUUUCCCGUGCAACUUACAGCAAAGCAUGUGCAAGGAGGAUCGGAGGAAUCACCUAUGGCUGUGAAUGGUGGUUUCGUGACAAUCUGGAUGAAGCCUGGCAAGAUCGGCUUUGAACAGCGCAACGGCGCAUGCGACACGCAGCUGACCCGAGGCUAUCUUUGCUCCCUCAGCACACUGGCCGAUGUCAUUUGUCUGGACUUUGACUUUGACGACGUGCUGGUGAUUCCGGCAGACUACUAUGAGGCUCUAAAGCUGUCGCCGCCGGUGGUCGAAGGCCGCCUGAUUUUUCAGGACAAGGCCAGCAUGUACGGACUCAGGCACCUCAAGACCCUGAUAUCUCCGGACGCUCAAGUUAUUGAUGCGCGCGCCGGAUGCGGAACCAAAACCAGCCAUCUUGCCGAUAUCCUCGGAAGCAAAGGGAGAAUCUUUGCGUUCGAGAGCCGCAAGAGCCGAUAUGAAACUCUGGUUUCGCGGCUCAAAACCCACGGGAUCAAAAAUGUGGAGGCCGUGGAUAUGGAUUUCAUGAACAUCGAUGUCCGAGAUCCACUCUAUAGUCAGGUGUCCGUUGUCGUUAUCGAGCCGCCCAACUCAGGCACCAGCAUCAUCGACAAGCUUGGAUAUUUGCUCCAGGAGGAAGAGUUCCCCUAUGACCAACAUACGCAGAAGGACCUGUUCUCGCUCAAGAGGCAGCAGUAUAACAUGAUCAAGCAUGCGCUCCAGCUUCCCAGUGUCAAAACGAUCCUGUACAUCACAAGGUCAACGCACCAGGAAGAAAACGAGCAGGUUGUUGAGGAAAUCAUGGAUCGCAUGGGCGCCACAUGGGAGCUGUCCUGCGUGCUACCGGAGAUCAUCAACGAGCGAACCGAGGAGUAUGAAUAUGAGGAAUGUCUCAAGAUCUCGCCCUCGGACAGCGGCAACGGCGUCUUCAUCGCGUGUAUGCAGAAGGUUCCCGAGGAGACCGUCGAGAGCUCGGACGAAGAGGUGGAGGAGCUGGACGAUGCCCCGGGAGCCGACACUGCUGCCGACCAGCCCAAGGUGCACCACGCCGAGGGAGUGGCCUUGCCGCGACGAAAGCGCCUCGUCAAGCUGCACUCAAAGUCAUCUCAAGACACGAUCGUAGUCGAGCCUGCAAAGUCAGGGAAAGCCCCGAGACUAUCAAAGACAAAGGCCUCGAGAACGACUCUUGUCCACCGCGUCGGCUCAAAAACAUCGUCCCUGGAGCGCCUGUCGACUGAGAAGAGGCCGUCCAAAGUCAGCUCCAAGCUCGAUAACGACGACGACGACGACGCCACACCGCCCCAGAGCAACUCGCCAGAGAUGCCCGCCCAGAAGACACGCAGGCUCAGGAAAAGGGUGUCGCUCUACGGCCAGGUGAUGGACGACAACGGCGAGUACAUCUUUGAUCCAGCCUUUGGCAUCUUUGGCUGCAGCCUGAAGCGAUUCUAUGCGCCACAGGCCGAUGCUUUAAAGCGCAUCAACAAAAACAGCGACAGUCAGCUCUAUGUACGUCCGAUCAAAAUCAAGUGGAAGUAUCCGGUUCCCAACCCGCGGCCUUGGAAGUGAAGGAAACAGGGGCUGGACACAGGGGCGGCUCCAGACUGCUGCGACCAGACGAAGGCCAUCCU
Molecule: messenger RNA, 3767 nt
Organism: Polychytrium aggregatum
Lineage: Eukaryota; Fungi; Chytridiomycota; Chytridiomycetes; Polychytriales
Exons: 20
Coding region: 55-3705 (1216 amino acids)
Molecular function (GO): methyltransferase activity
Source: RefSeq, a predicted model, not a curated record